AUGGCGGAGGACGCACAGGAGACGACCUUCGUGGACUGUGGAGGCCUCAAGUUCCUGCUGGGCCUGCUCAAGCACCAUGCCUGCCAGGGCCUCAUGCUGCGCUUUGAAUCCCGCAACACGCUGAGGUUUGCAGCAACAGCUCUAAAAAACCUGAGCACGGUGCCGGAGCUGAAGUCGUGCUUCCACCAGGAGCGAGCGGCGGACGUGCUGGCCUGCUACCUGGACGUGCCCGACGCACCCUGCAAGCUCUCCGCUCUGAACACCCUGGCCAGGAUCGCCACUGAGCAGGACCUGGACAUCAUCUGUAACGCACAGGGAGCCAUCUCCCUGUUGACGGACAUGGUGAACCGGCCCUCAUACAAGAAGUACACGGCGCUGGAGAACAUCCUGUACAAGUCCAAGUCGCUGGUGAAGACUCUCACCAUAAUCUCCAUCACGACCGGCAUCCGCAGGAAGACGGAGGGGGCGAGCUCAAGUCUGGACAAGAAGGUGCUGGAGGAGCUCAUCCCGAAGCUCAGGGAGAAGCUGAAGGUGGAGGUGGAGAAACGAGACUACACGCUCGAGUGGGGAGACAUCGCCGUCCACCCCACGCGUCGCUCCGUGCAGAAGUGGCCCAAGGCCAGGGACGGCCGAAUCUACGUCCCCUACAAAGUGUCCGUCGCCUUCUACAACGGCGACGUCAAGAAGAUCGAGGAGGCGGCGUUGGAGUUUGAGAAGAAAACGUGCGUCCGGUUCAUCCCUCGCUCCAGCCAGACCGACUACAUCUACAUCCACGCGUGGGACGGGAAUUGGUCGUUCCUGGGCCGUCAGGGCGGGGACCAGGCGCUGUCCCUGGAGCCCGGCAAGGUGACCAAGGGCGUUGUUCUGCACGAGUUGAUGCACGCGCUCGGCUUCCACCACGAGCACUGCCGCAGCGACCGCGACGACCACGUCUGGGUGCUGAGCCACAAUGUCAAGCCCGAGUACGCAAAGAGGAUCCGGUCAGCAAACAUUGACGACCCCGCCUCAAGCCUGCAUGCGGUGUGGGAGAGGCUCGAGGAGUGCUAUGGUAGCCCAGAAACCAUUGAGAAGGCUCUCUUCAAGAAGUUGCAGAACUUUGCAAAAAUCUCUGUCCUGACUGACGGGAAGAAGACUAAGGUGAAGCCGCUGCUCGUCGCUCUGCUGGUGGUCGUGGCGGUGGUCGCUGUGACCGUGGCCUCUCCGUUCCUCGACUCGGAGCUAUUGUCCGAGUGGGAAUUCUGGAAGGAGUUCCACGGCAAGGCCCCACAACCGGAACAUACCAUCUCAAGGCUCGAGCUGUGUGGAGCCAUUCUUGCUACAGAGGUGGCGGAAUUGAUCUUAGACGAAUUUGACGUCAAACUGGACGCGGUCAAGUUCUACACGGACAAUUGGGUGGAUGCCAUUGUGAAGACAACCCCCCAUGAGCACAACCUAAGGACCCCGUACGACUACAGCUCCGUCACCCACUACGGCAUGUACGUCUCUCGACAUCCCGACAGCAAAGUGAUGAAGUACAGCGGUGGACAAGGGCAGGCUGGAGUGCUUCUGGAAGGCUGA
Molecule: messenger RNA, 1557 nt
Organism: Lethenteron reissneri (Far Eastern brook lamprey)
Lineage: Eukaryota; Metazoa; Chordata; Hyperoartia; Petromyzontiformes; Petromyzontidae
Biological process (GO): proteolysis
Molecular function (GO): metalloendopeptidase activity; zinc ion binding
Source: RefSeq, a predicted model, not a curated record